UUCGCGGGGAGUCGCCGAGCAGACAAGCAGCAGUGCACAACAGCAGCACAGCCUGCACAGGUCUCCGCUCCGCUCCGCCCCGUCGUCGUCGUCGCCUCGGCGCCUUCACUUUCCCCAUCCAUCCCUUUCCCGCAUUUACAGCGCUCACGGUUCUCGCUCCAGUCCAGUCCUCCUUCUUAUCCCCCAAGCAAAGCCGGUCGGGGGAAGCGAAACGGGGCCCGUCUCUACCUGCGGACGGACUGCGUCUCAUCCUCUUGCUCUCAGCUCAGUCCCGCGAUCCAGUGAGCGGCGGCGCUUGCCGAUUGCCGUCGCGAGUCCAGCUACCGGCGGGAUGGGUGAGGAAGACCAGAGGAAGCAGGUGGUGGGUUCGGAGCGGGACCAAGAACUGGAGCGGCGGCCAGGGGAGGAGGGGGAAGAGGAGGAGGCCAAGAAAGCCGCGCCCGGCGAGGCGGAGGCCGGCGCCGGCGCCGGCGCGGAUGCGGCGAGCUGCGACUACUGCGGCGUCGCGGCGGCGGCGGUCUACUGCCGCGCCGACGCCGCCAGGCUCUGCCUGCCGUGCGACCGCCACGUGCACGGCGCCAACGGGGUCUGCUCCCGCCACGCCCGCGCCCCGCUCUGCGCCGACUGCCGCGCCGCCGCGGCCGUCUUCCGCCACGCCGCCUCCGCCGCCUUCCUCUGCUCCAACUGCGACUUCGGGAGGCACCGGGACGGCGGCGGCGAGCCGGCGCUCCAAGACCGCUGCGCGGUGCAGCCCUACUCGGGUUGCCCCCCGGCGACCGAGCUCGCCGCGCUCCUCGGGGUGCCCCUCUUCGACAAGCCGGCCGCCGAGGACGGUGGCUGGUGGAACAUCUGGGAGGAGCCGCAGGUGCUCAGCUUGGAGGAUCUGAUCGUGCCCACCACUCCCUGCCAUGGCUUCCAGCCUCUCCUCACGCCAUCAUCUCCCAAGAACCGGAGCAUCUGCACGGACGAAAAGAUGAACGAGGAGAUCCUCCGGCAGCUGGGUGAGCUUGCAGAGUCAGACGGAGGGGUGCAGGCAGCAGCAGGUCAUGAGGAGGCAGAGCAAGCUGGAGUUCAGUUCCCUUCUUGGGCACCACCACCACAGUAUACCACUGGCCAUGGCAAUUUUGGAGCAGAGAACAGCCAUGAGGUUGCAACCAUGCCUACUCCUGGUUACGAGAAUGGAAAUUGGAACAACGGCGAUUAUCAUGUCCUAAAUGAUGCGUGCAAGGUCGAGCUCACAUAUGAUCAGGUUCCUGUCAGCUCAGCUGAAGCGUGCUUGUCUUCAUUUGUUCCCAUGUCGGAAAUCUGCCCCAGCAUGAGCAAUGGUAGCAGCAUGGAGGAGAACCACCAGGGUAAUCCUAACCUUGCCACGCCUUUGCAAGCCCCCAAAAGAACCGGCUUUGAUGUUGUACCCUGCCCUGACCGGGACUCAGUCAUCUCACGCUAUAAAGAGAAGAGGAAGACAAGAAGAUUUGACAGGCAGGUUCGGUAUGAAUCACGCAAAGUUCGUGCUGAUGGCAGGCAAAGGAUCAAGGGGCGUUUUGCAAAGGCACACCAGACAUAAACCUAGCAUCUUCCAGCACAAAAAAAAAGGAAACUGAUUAGGAGCAAAGAUAAUAUAAUACAAAAAAUGUGCCAGAAUUUUGUUUGCCUUCAGUUCCAUAGCUGAUAGCUCAUAUCUUCAAAUACAGUUCGAAUUAUGUAUGUAUAUUGCCGUCAUGUGGCUACACUUCUUCGAGGAGAGAUCCAUCUCCUGUAAAUAGUCCUACACCUAUGAACUCUGAUUUUGUCAUACUGGAGAUAUUAUGCACACAGGAAUAGCAUCGCUAUGUUUGUUUUGGUAUUGUUA
Messenger RNA from Setaria italica (foxtail millet), 1849 nucleotides. RefSeq names its product zinc finger protein CONSTANS-LIKE 13. The transcript has 4 exons. The coding region runs from base 332 to 1564 and encodes 410 amino acids. The record is from RefSeq and is a predicted model, not a curated record. Lineage: Eukaryota; Viridiplantae; Streptophyta; Magnoliopsida; Poales; Poaceae. Gene Ontology annotation, molecular function: protein binding; zinc ion binding.